AUGUAUAGCAAUUUCAAGGAACAAGCUAUCGAGUACGUGAAGCAGGCGGUACAGGAAGAUAAUGCUGGCAAUUACGCGAAAGCCUUCCCACUGUAUAUGAACGCCUUGGAAUACUUCAAAACUCAUUUGAAGUAUGAGAAGAAUCCCAAGAUUAAGGAAGCCAUUACCCAGAAAUUCACCGAGUAUUUGCGCCGUGCCGAGGAGAUACGUGCUGUGCUCGACGAUGGCGGUCCAGGACCGGCUUCCAAUGGGGAUGCGGCGGUUGCGACUAAGCCCAAGACGAAGCCAAAGGAUGGAGAAGGAGGAGAUGGAGAAGAUCCAGAACAGGCUAAGCUGCGAGCCGGUCUUAAUUCCGCGAUCAUAAGGGAGAAGCCGGACGUCAAGUGGAACGAUGUCGCUGGAUUAGAAAGCGCCAAGCAGGCAUUGCAAGAGGCGGUAAUAUUACCCGUGAAGUUCCCGCAGUUCUUUACUGGUAAGAGGCGACCAUGGAGAGCUUUCUUGUUAUAUGGACCUCCUGGAACUGGAAAAUCAUACUUGGCAAAGGCUGUUGCUACGGAGGCUGACUCAACAUUUUUCAGCAUUUCUUCCUCGGACCUUGUCUCGAAAUGGAUGGGUGAAAGUGAAAAGCUAGUUUCAAAUCUUUUUCAAAUGGCUCGAGAUAGUGCUCCAUCUAUCAUCUUUAUUGAUGAAAUAGAUUCAUUGUGUGGUCAACGAGGUGAAGGUAAUGAAAGCGAAGCUUCAAGACGCAUUAAGACAGAACUUCUUGUGCAGAUGCAGGGUGUAGGAAACAACGAUCAGAAAGUUCUUGUUCUUGCUGCAACAAAUACUCCCUAUGCUUUGGAUCAGGCCAUUCGUCGGCGAUUCGACAAGCGGAUAUACAUCCCUCUUCCCGAUUUGAAAGCCAGGCAGCAUAUGUUCAAAGUGCAUCUGGGGGAUACGCCACAUAAUUUGACAGAAGCAGAUUUUGAAAGCUUAGCACGCAAGACAGAGGGUUUCUCAGGUUCAGAUGUUUCAGUUUGUGUGAAGGAUGUGCUCUUUGAACCUGUUCGUAAAACACAAGAUGCUAUGUUCUUCUUUAAAACUCCUGAUGGAAUGUGGGUACCAUGUGGACCAAAGCAACAAGGUGCUGUCCAAAUUACCAUGCAAGAAUUAGCAGGCAAAGGACUCGCCUCAAAGAUUCUUCCUCCUCCAAUUACAAGAACAGACUUUGACAAGGUCCUAGCUAGACAGAGACCUACUGUGAGUAAAUCUGAUCUGGAGAUUCAUGAAAGGUUUACAAAAGAGUUUGGGGAGGAAGGUUGAGGAGUUUGGGGAAGCAGCAAGUAUGACAUUUUGUAUUGAGCAGAAAACAUUGAAAUCUGACGUUUCUCGAAUUUCAUGCCACCAACUUGUGUAUAGUGUUGCAAAAAUUUGAAAUAACGAAUGAUGUUUGUUUGCU
This is a messenger RNA of Cucurbita maxima (winter squash), 1438 nucleotides long. Its product is annotated as protein SUPPRESSOR OF K(+) TRANSPORT GROWTH DEFECT 1-like. Gene Ontology annotation, biological process: vacuole organization; endosomal transport. NCBI's taxonomy places the organism in Eukaryota, Viridiplantae, Streptophyta, Magnoliopsida, Cucurbitales, Cucurbitaceae. Gene Ontology annotation, molecular function: ATP binding; ATP hydrolysis activity. The transcript is spliced from 9 exons. Bases 1 to 1302 code for a protein of 433 amino acids. The record is from RefSeq and is a predicted model, not a curated record.